AUGCCCCAGGUCUCUGGACGUCCUCCUCCUUACUCUCGAGAGUGGGUUUUACCUCCACCUCCACUUCAAACCGAUGUCGGUCAUCGCGCUUGGGCCUUCCAGUGCGCUUUCGAAAAUGCCCGUGAAAUCGUGAGAUGGACUAUCCUGCAAACUUUCAAGAACUGGCAAGAGAAAUGGGCACUCGAAGGUCAGAAGGUGUCGAGGAGCGGUCUACAACAGGCCUACAACCGAGCACCAGAAGAUCUGAAACGCGCCGUCGACUGGCAGUUGAGAUGGGAUGCACCAGUUGUCAUGUUGUCAGACCAGAGUCGUCGUUGGCAUGAACAUGUUCGGCGGAAAGAAGCGGGUAUUCAUGAAGACAUCUUACCACUGCGAAAGUUCGAAGAGGAGUUUGAUACCGCAUCUCCAGCCAUUCAGAAGGCAGUUCAGCGUACUGUUUCGGCGUGGACGAACUAUAACGGUCCGGUUAGGCUAGAUCCUCCCCAGCGCGAGGAUCUCGCAAGCGUGUACGAGGCCGCCCCUCCGCCUCUAAAGCUCGCGCUGUGUUUCGUCCUGGAAAUGGGUCUCACUGUACCAUUUCAACGAAUGCAGACCAUCGACGAGAGGAGAGAAAGCAUCUAUACAAUCGUGGCAGAACACCGGGCAUUGGUGCCUCAAUGGAAUGUACGUGGCAAGGCGGCGGGUUUAUGGUGA
Peniophora sp. CBMAI 1063 is the source of this 693-nucleotide messenger RNA. Lineage: Eukaryota; Fungi; Basidiomycota; Agaricomycetes; Russulales; Peniophoraceae. The record is from the annotation of a GenBank genome assembly.